CUCGGCUGAGAGAUCAAGUGUUAUAAAUAAUAUGACGAUUAUGCAAUCGCUGGGCGGGCCGCAUUCCAAUGUCGAGCGGGCCGCAUUCGGCGGCUGACGGAGAAGUGAUUGUCUGUUUUGGUGUAAGGUCCCAAUCCGCCUAUCGCCCAGUGCCCGUAUCAAUUAUUUAAGGCAGUGCAACUGACGUGUCUCAACGUAAAUGAGCGGAAUCUGCGAUUCCAUCGGGGACUGGCCAACAAAGAAGGAAAAUCGACAUAGCCCACCUUAUGCAAAUAUCCGAGCUAAUCAACUUCCAGAAAAUGUCCCACUCCAUUGUUGACCUGCGCUCGGACACCGUGAGCCAGCCCACGGACAAGAUGCGGGACCGGAUGGCCUCCGCCGUGGUUGGGGAUGACGUAUACGGCGAGGAUCCAACCGUCAAGGAACUGGAGGCGCGGACAGCGGCCCUUUUCGGCAAAGAGGCGGGUCUCUUUGUGCCCAGCGGCACCAUGGGAAAUCUACUGGCAAUUAUGGUUCACUGCCAUCGUCGUGGAGCUGAGGCCCUGGUCGGCGAUUUAUCGCACAUCUUUUUGUACGAGCAAGGUGGCGCCUCGCACUUGGCCGGCGUCCAAUUAGCCACGCUGAAGAACGAGCAGGACGGCACCUUCAGCCUCCAGGAGCUGCGCCGCAGGAUCCGACACGAGGACUGCCACGAGCCCAUCACCUCGCUGGUGGUGGUGGAGAACACCCACAACAUCUGCGGCGGCAAGGUGGUGCCGCUGGCCUUCCUGGACGAGCUGGCCGCCCUGGUGCGACAGCCGGGAGUGGGCACCGGCUCAGCCCGUAUCGCCCUCCACAUGGACGGAGCGCGGGUCUUCAACGCGGCCGCGGCCUUGGGCGUGGGCGUGGAGCGCAUCUGCCGCGACUUUGACUCCGUCUCCAUCUGCUUCAGCAAGGGCUUAUCGGCCCCAGUGGGAUCCGUACUGGUCGGCUCCAAGGCCUUCAUUUCCGAAGCACACCGUCUACGCAAGGCUUUGGGAGGCGGCAUGAGGCAGGCGGGCGUGCUUGCAGCAGCUGGACUAGUGGCCUUGGAUGAAGUGGUGCCGCUGCUGGGCAAAGAUCACGAGCGUACGAAGAAAAUCGCGAAAGCUAUUUUCGAACUGCAGAGUCCCAAUAUCACCGUGAGCCUGGAGACUGUGCAGAGCAAUAUCCUUCUGGUGGAGAUAACUCAACCCAAACUGUUGGCCAGUGAGUUCGCCGACCGCCUUGGCACCGUGGAGUCCGGAGAACUGGAAGCUGGGGUGACGGGUAAACACGGAGCCGGAAUCGUGGUGAAGGCCUGUGCCCGGGACUGGGCCUUUGCCCGUCUGGUACUCUACCACCAGGUGGACGAGGGGCAGGUGGAACUGGCCAUCAGGAAGCUGAAGUACGUCAUCGGGCAGUACGACCUGCGAUGGCCCCGCGAAUAGGCGUGGAAUUUGUUCUUUUGAAUAUUACUAAAAUGACAAACACAAUUAGAUUUCGCUUUUUGUCGUUUAAUUAAAGAGAUAGAGGGAAGCGAAGGAAAA
Drosophila elegans is the source of this 1547-nucleotide messenger RNA. RefSeq names its product probable low-specificity L-threonine aldolase 2. The transcript has 5 exons. Gene Ontology annotation, biological process: glycine biosynthetic process; L-threonine catabolic process. Gene Ontology annotation, cellular component: cytosol. The record is from RefSeq and is a predicted model, not a curated record. Gene Ontology annotation, molecular function: L-allo-threonine aldolase activity. The coding region runs from base 267 to 1448 and encodes 393 amino acids. Lineage: Eukaryota; Metazoa; Arthropoda; Insecta; Diptera; Drosophilidae.